This is a messenger RNA of Loa loa (African eye worm), 594 nucleotides long. RefSeq lists its product as hypothetical. Bases 1 to 594 code for a protein of 197 amino acids. The transcript is spliced from 4 exons. The record is from RefSeq and is a predicted model, not a curated record. NCBI's taxonomy places the organism in Eukaryota, Metazoa, Nematoda, Chromadorea, Rhabditida, Onchocercidae.
AUGUUAUUUCGAUUGGUGAUAAUUCCGCAACUGCUACAAUUGCUACAAUUUUGUUUAGCCGGCGAUAUCACCGAUUUUUAUCGACCACGGCGCAUUAUUGAAUAUGAUCAAUUCCCAAUGAUAUCGCGUUUGUCGCAGACAUUAGAAGAUGUAAACAAUAAACCACUGCCAGUAUAUAACGUAAUGACACCAAAAGAAGUUGUCGAAAAUGCUGAAUUUCCAUCAAUGGCUUUUAAAUCGAGUACUACAGUUAUUGCUCAACAACCAAAUUCGAUGGCAUAUCUGGCCGAAUUUCGACUAUCAUCGAUUGAUGCAACAUCAACAGCAACUCCUGUAUCAACAAGUGGUACAAUCAUCGGAUCAAAGGAUGAUAAGAAUUACAUGUUAGCAACAGAGCAGAAAAUGGAGGAAGUAUAUGAUAACCAACCUAGCAAUGAAAUUUUCAAACAUCGAGUGGUAAAAAUGGCUGUUGCUCCAAGUAAUGCGCCAGAAGUUAGAAAUCCCUAUGCCGCUGCUAACAACUAUGAAAGUGAAAUAAUGGGACAAAAACCGCUGGAAGAAGAUCAAUAUGCGCACAAAAAAAAGCACAGGUAA